AUGCCAGCCACUGCAUCAAGAAGUCAAGGCAAGGGCGCGAGAGGGGGUGGUGAGUCGGCCACGCGGCGAAGGGCCUACCAGCAGGCAGAGAGCCUCUCUUUCGGGGAUGGCAGCAGUCGCUGGCUUGAUACCAAGUUUUUCAUCCAAGUCGAGCACUGCGGCGGUACGCCGGCCUCUGCCGCGUUCUCUGUGCGCCUGGAAGGGGACUUGUACCAGAAGAAGGCACAAGCACUCAAGCAGGACCUCGACCAGUUCUUCGAAGGAUCUAUUGAAGUGGUAUUGGUAGAGGUGCCCACGCUCUAUGCCCUAGAGGUGCGGGUCAUGCGCGACAAGCAUCACCCACGUCACGGCUCUGCAGUUUUCGGGGAGGAGGCCUGUGCCCAGGGGGCCAAAACUCUCUUCUCCAAAGUGGCCUCGAAGAAGUGGCCUAAAAUCGAUGAUCUCUGUGCUCAACUUCAGGAGUUCACUCGCAUUCCUGUGAGCAUGCGUGUGCUUUGCACGGAACUGCCUCCGGGGGUAGAGGCGGCACCCAUCCCGGGAGCAGAAAACGGUAUGGGUGACCCGUUGUUUCCCUUAGAGAACUUGACGUUGAAGGUGUUCCACAGCACUGGCACGGAGCAUCGCUGCAGCACCGAUGAGGAGGGCCGGGCAAUGGAGGUAUUAUUCCCUGGAAAGUUCAGCUGCAUUUGUGACCCGGGAUGCCACUACGAUAGGCUGGACCCGGGCGAGAUCGAAGUGCCAUCCCUGUUUCGGCCUUUGCAGCUUGUCCUCUUGGCGAAGAUGAAGAAAGCUUGCAGCUUCGAGGUCGUAGAUCAUCUUGACAAGCCCUUCCGCAACUUUCCGCUGAAAAUCACGCGGCGCAAGCGCACUUUGGGAGCAGAGCCCGUUGAGCUCGUCACCAAGGGCCACGGCCGCGUGAAAGGCCGCCUGGGCGUGGGUCUGCACAUCGCCUCUUAUGGUGGCCCGGAGGAGUUUUCGCCGGUCGAGCCAUUGGCUCACGAUCUGGAAGUGUUGGACAUUGACGGCCAGCAAAGCUUCCGUAUCUGUGUCCAGCGUUGUCGAUUUCUUUGCGAGAUCGCCCUUCAUACUCGGUUUAACGAGCCGGCCAGGGGAUGCCCCUUCGUGGUGAGGUCUGGUCGAAAGCGAUUGCAGGCACAUAUCGCCAAGGGCAUCACCUCCAGCACAGGGAUGGCAAGAGUAGAGCUUCCUCCUGGAAAGCUGGUUUUCGCGCUGGAGCCGGAGGGCGAGUCCCCGUAUGUGCCGAUGCAGUUCGAGUUGCAGGUGGGUGAAACGGGGGACUUCGAGCCAAGAUCUCACAAAGUUGAGACGAAGUCGGUGAAUGUGAGCCUGAGCCUCAUGACGCCCUACGGAGAGCCAGCCCCUUUCUGCGACUUCGAGCUCCGUGCCUGCUUCAGAGAGAAUGGGACACUGGCCGACGAGGGGGGGAUGAGCUUCUGCAGUGACGAGCAAGGCCAGGUGUUGGUGGCGUUGGAGCUGCUUGAGCCUUUUGUCUUCUCAGUGAAGCCAUCCGGCAGUGGCUCAGAGUACAUCCCACAGGACAUCUCUUUCCUCACCGACCGCCAGUCUCUGACCAUCGUUGUUGUCAGGUCGCUGCUUGGCAAGAUCGCGGAGGACAGUGUUGUUUUUGUCGUGGAUACCUCUGGAUCCAUGCAGGCAUACUUGGAUGAUGUUACGAGUGCUGUAAACUUGGCCUUGAUACAACAGUUUCACAAGACCGGGCGGCGCUUCAAUAUCCUAACAUUCACCGACUACCAGGUGGAGUUUCAGGACGACCUCGUAGAUGCGACGCCCAAAAACGUGGAAGCUGCCAUGCAGUUCUGUCAGCACGCGCAGGCUGGAGGCAUCAGCAACCUCAGUGCUGCUCUGCGUUUGGCUUUCGCCUACAAGCGUGCCGAAGCCAUAUAUCUUAUUACAGAUGGGGAGUCGGAUGUAACGGAAGAUCUUUUGACGCAAGUGCAGGUUCAGUACUUGAGCCACCCGAUGCGGCCGAGACUGCACACAGUCGGCAUCAACUGUGCGCCGGGCGGCGCCAGAAACAGAGGCUUGCAAAAGCUGGCACAGCUGACUUCGGGAUGCUUUCGAGCACCUUGCCUAGAGCAGGACACUGGUGAAACACUUCUGCCAGGGGUGUCAAAACACGAUAAAGUCAAGGGCCUCGAUCUGAUGGACGCCCAGUUCGCCACUACGAACCAGGACACAGGUGAUCUUCUGCCACGGGGCGGGCGGCCCAAAGAUGCCAAUGCUGGGGAUGCCUCUUCGGCAACGACCGGUGAGGACUCAAAUGCUCAUGCCGAUGAGGGAAGCGAGACGGAGGAGCUUCGGCCAAAGGUUGAGACCAUGUUUCGCAUAGUUGGCUUCAGGGUGCCUCCACAGUAA
Symbiodinium sp. CCMP2456 is the source of this 2397-nucleotide messenger RNA. NCBI's taxonomy places the organism in Eukaryota, Dinophyceae, Suessiales, Symbiodiniaceae. The record is from the annotation of a GenBank genome assembly.